Molecule: messenger RNA, 3630 nt
Organism: Symbiodinium sp. CCMP2592
Lineage: Eukaryota; Dinophyceae; Suessiales; Symbiodiniaceae
Source: the annotation of a GenBank genome assembly
AUGGCUUUGUUUCCAGCAAGCCAUGUCGUCGUGGUGGGCGGUGGACUGGCCGGAAUGGUGGUUGCCAACCAGGUGUUGGAGCGCGGAGGUCGAGUCUUGGUUCUCGACAAGGCUCCCUUUUGCGGUGGCAACUCUGCCAAAGCCACUGCCGGCAUCAGUUUUCCAGCAUCUCAGGAGGAUGCUAUGUGUACUUUCCAGAAUGACAUCAGAGUUGCUGGCCGGAGUGAGACACCCUUGGCCGAAACCUUGGGUCGAAAUGGCUUGGCCGACAAGAGUUGGCUGGUUGACAAGUUCGACUUAAAUUUGGCAGUGAUCGCGAAACAUGCAGGGCAUUCCCAUCCACGGACCCUCAGGACUGGGGAUGGUAUGCCGGGUAUGACGAUCACCUAUGCCCUGAUCCAGCGUGUCGAGAAGGUUGCUGAGGUGUCUGAUAGAGCUCGAAUCAUCACCAAAGCUGAAGUCUCCAGACUCCUCAGUCGGGCAGGAAGCGUAGUCGGCUGCGAGUACCAGAAAUUUGGGAGAAGCAGCAAGGAGUACGGUCCCGUCAUCCUGUGCACUGGUGGCUUUGCAGCAGGUGUUGGACCUGGAUCUGUGCUGGCAAAGUACCGGCCCGACUUGGUGAACCUGCCAACGGCCAGUGCGGAGCAUUGCACAGGAGACGGGCUGAAGCUUGGUGAAGAUGUCGGUGCCAAGACUCUCGACCUGGAGUGGGUGCAACUCCAUCCGACAGGGUUGAUACACUUGGACGAGCCGGAGGCCCCGCGCAAGGCGAUUGCUGGAGAGAUGUUCCGUGCGGCGGGUGCGCUGCUGCUCGAUGCGUGUGGGGAGCGCUUCUGCAACGAGCUUGGGCCGGCAGACCACAUUCUAGAAGAGAUGUCAAAGAGACCAGGCCGAGCCCCAUUUUGGCUAUGCCUGAACACGGCUGCAUCCCGAGAGCUGCAACGUCAAUGCCGUGCAUUCACUCGGCGGCGGCUCAUGAAGUGCUACGCCUCUGGGAAAGAGCUCGCACAGGAGAUGAGGAUACCUCUGCAAAAGCUCGUGGAGGUGCACGAUGCCCAUGCCGAAGCAUUCCGCCGCACACUGAGGGAUGCCGGGGAGGGGACCCCGGGCCCGGGUCCCUUUCAAGGGCCUUGGAGGAGUUUCGACGGGCGCCGCUCCUACGACGAGGUUUCUGGGAAGCUGGGAUUUGGUAAGUGUGACUUUCGGAAUGUUUUGGUCGGUUCCAGAGUGCCAGAUGAGACCUUCCACGCCGCGCAAGUCACGCCGGUGGUCUUGUACUGUGCUGGGGGGCUUGGAAUCUCUGCCCAGGGAGAGGUGCUGAAACAAGAUGGGUCAGCAAUCCCCGGUCUCUUUGCUGCUGGGGAAUGUACAGGUGGUGUCCACGGAAGGCUGGCACUUCCAGGUAAUUCCUUGCUGGAUUGCCUUGUGUUUGGAAGGGUGGCUGCGAAGUCGGCUUGCAAAUACAUAUUCGGCGAGGAUGAUGAGUUUCGUCCGUGUCCACUCCCGUCCCAAGAAGGUCAAGUUGAAACGUUCGAACAUGCAAGGCUUGAGUUUCACAGUGGAGUGGUUGAGUGCUCUGAUACAACGAGGUAUGCGCCUCAAAUGAUCUGUUUAGUCUCCGCAUGUAUCGGCUUCAGCGGGAAGGGAGGGGCCCUGGCACCAGCCAUGAGGCAGCGGAGCACCGGAAGCCGGCGCUGGCUUCACUUGACCAGUUCAGCUCUGCUUAGUACUAGCCUGGCAUUGUGGGUUUUGGAUGACGCCGUGCCGCGGCAGUCGUUGGCCUUCCUCCUGGGGAGGGGAGCAGGCACAUCAGCAGGGCCCAGGCUGGCUGGCUGCGUGAGCCUGCAGGCCUGGAAUGACGAUUCACCGCCUCCUCCGCCCCCCCGACCGCCGCGGGCCUUUCGGCUCAAGUUUCCGGCAGCGCCAUUUCAGUUUCAUGCUGCCAUGUUCUUGAGUUGUCCCUGCACUUUGCUGCUGGAAGAUGACCUCCGUGACGACAGCUUUUCCAAGACCGACCCGACUGAAGAGAUUCUUGACAAUACUGCCACGAACAAACUGCAGCAUGUGUCCUUCAAGGACGACAGUAGUCGACCCACAUCGUGCACGAGAACUCCACCAUCCGACGUGGGUACUUCCUUGAGCGGCAGCAACUCGAAGAAGGGCGUCCCGCUGACGACUUUUGUUCUAGAAGCGCGCAAGAGGAAGAUGCUGCAAGGAAGGAUCAAGUUGCUGUCCUUCCUUGGCAAAAAUGGCUUUAAGACCCACGAUGUGAAUGCAAAGAAAAGUGGAGUCUUCGGCUUUUCCCGUACUUAUCCGUUGCACGAGGCUGCAAAGCAGGAUCAUGCUUCGAUGGUGCGUUGGCUGUUGCAUUUUGGAGCUGAUUCAGCUAAGAAGGACAGCUCAGGCCGUACAGCCUACGACUACGUCAAGACCAAGCCUCCGACCGAUGAGGUGCGCCGGGUGCUGGAGAAGCACACCAUGUCGCAGAAGCAGUCUGCCUGGCACAGGAUCUGGCCACCUCAGGGAUUCGAUGAGUUCCUGGAGGAGGUUAGGAGGCAAAAGGAAGUUCAGGUCUCAGAUGGUUCGCAACAGCGCAUUCUGGGAACAUCAUGGGUGCGGCUGCGUGCGCAACAGCAGCCGCCUUGUGCUGCUUUCGCGUAUCUUUCGUUCCUUGAGACCGUCUACGAGACGAGCGCCUCGCAAACGCGUGAACGAAAGAUGACAGACGUGGAGAAGCAAGCUGAUGCAAUCGUCCAUGCGGUCGUUGCAGUUGAGCUGCUUCAUUGGCAUGGGAAGCUGGGUGGGACCCUGGAGAAUGCAUUUCGAAAGUGCGUCUACGUUCCCGUGCUUCCCAGGCUGAAGCGGUUGACGAAUCGCAAAGAUAGCGCAGAUGAUUUCAAAAUAGACAUGAAGACGGGCCGUAAGCUGUCGCGCCCGAGUAGAGUUCACGAUGCAGCCCUUGAGAAGCAGUUCACCUUGGGUUUCGCUUUCACCGGUGUGGCCUUGGAUUCUUUGAGUCGAGGCGACAAUGGAGUUUGGCUUCCUCUUGCCCGAUACCAGGCUCGCAGGGAGCUCAACCUUGCGGAUGUAGAGCCGGGUGAGGAUCCACAAGCCAAGGAUCUUGUCGCCUUCAGCCAGGGUUUCGUGAAGUCUGAUGCUGGCCAGGAGAUGGUUCAGGUUACAUCUCGAGCCGUGGGACAUGGCGAUGCCAGACAAAACAUCUGGAUUCUUCCUGUAUUCGUGGAUCACGAUCGCUCUUCGCACGCCGAGCGGCAGGCUUUGCUGGUUUUACUCCAGGCUGCUCCGAUCGAUCCAGUUAGUGAAGGUGUGAAGAAGGGAGUGACUGGCCAGAUGCGGGUCUUCGCCAGCCAUACUCCAUGCAUUUCGUGUCUCUCUUCCAUGUGCCAAUUCACUAGAUGUUUCGAAGGCGCCGGAAUCUCUGUCACCUACGACACCUGGAAGGAGACUCGACGAUGGAUUGGCCUCGAUCCACCUGAUGAAAUUCCGUCCGAAGAGGAUGAGGAGGAGAAGGCUUCGUCUGCGAAGAUAGCAACAGGGUCCAUUCCAUCGCAGGUUUCGAACUCGAGACAUGCACAGCUUUCGCUGGACAGGCCGGAUAGUUCUUCUUGA